AUGGCUUCCCCGUAUGAUCCCGUGGCUACGGAUCCACCACUUCUGGAAAGAAGUAGUGAGAUCAAAACUUAUACCACCUCAAAGUUCACUUAUCCCGGCCUGCGUGUCUUCUAUCGCCGACACCAACAAGCCGACCGUCUUCCAAAGUCACCAGCGCCGAUACCACUUCUCGUUUUCAUCCAUGGACUUGGCGGCUCGGUAGCUCAGUUUCACCCGUUGCUCACCAGCUUGACGUCGGUCGCGUCCUGCUUGGCUAUUGAUCUUCCAGGAUGCGGGAGAUCCGAGUUCUCAGUCCGGUCAUGGGAAGCAUAUACCACCGAUGCUCUGGUAGAGCUCCUGGAGACUAUUAUCGAGGACUACCGUGAGAAAGAGGAUGGCCAGGGUGUGGUAUUGAUUGGUCACAGUAUGGGUGCCUCUCUUGCCGCACUCCUGGCGAGCCCGAGACUGCCACCCCAGACUUCACUGAACAAGCACGUCGUUGGGUUGAUUGCAAUCUGCCCCAGCUCAGGCCUUCCAUCCCAGAAGCAGAUCACAAUCUUUAGGGCUCUGCUUUGGAUCCCCGAAUUCAUUUUCAACUUUUGGAGAGCGUGGGACAGGAGAGGCGGAAGCGGGAGUACGAGCGUUAACAGGUUCGUUGGCGCCGAUGCCGACUCCGAAGCAAAGCGACUCCAAGACUUGUACAACAACCAAAGUAACACCUCAGUCUGGCGGCGCAUGGCUUGGGGUUGUCUACCUACUUAUGUCAACGGGGUUGCUCAAGGUGGCAUGCCCUCGAAGGAAACCUGGGAAAAGCUGAACGUGCCAGUUUUCUUGGUGGGAGGAGAAAAUGAUAAAGUGACUCCUCCCAGGGAGGUUGCUAAAGUCUGCGACUUUCUAGAAGACGUCAAGACAAUAUCAGACACAAUUUCACCCGGCACUUCAGUUCUUGCUGAUUCAGCAGCGCCGGUAGACAUCGUCGCAGCGGGAUCCAAGAUUGAUGCCAUGACAAGUUUGGGACAAGGGCACGAAGAUACUCGAGGGUGUGCGGAUCAAGAGCCAGCACACAAGACACGGGUCGCUGAGCCAGAGGAAGGAGCGGACGAUCCGGUGACGCCUACUGAGCAGGCAGCGAGUCUACCGUCUUUGUCUCUCCACCCCGAGAAGGUUGUGCGUUCAAUUAUCAUGGGCAAGCCAGCCACGCACGCCUUACUAUAUACACCAUCAACAGUCCGUAUUCUGGCCGGGCUGAUCUCGGAUUUUAUGGUCGUGCAUAUCACUGGUCGUCUUGCCCUGGGUUGGCAACUGCAGUACCUCUCUCAAGAUGGCAAGUGGGAUGUCAAGAAUCUUCGGAAGUGGCAGGCUGUGGAGCCUGUUUCUGAACCCAUUGGAGGUAUCUUCCGGGCCAUCAAGACAUUGCGCGAAGUGGACGAAGAUCACAGUCCUUCAGAAUUUGUCAAGAAGUGGGUGGGGUCAUCAAGGACGUCAUCGACAUUUCGCACGACAACCCGGUUUACAACCCUCAGGGCCUCGAGAAGGGAGGAAUACAUUACCACAAGUUCCCAACGGUGUCCAAGGUCCCGCCUACGGAUGCGGAGAUCAAGGGCUUCAUUGAGGUUGUUGACAAGAUCCGCGCCGAACAAAAGGAACGGGCGAAGAGAGAGAACUGGGGAGAGGAGUACUAUGUUGGAGUCCAUUGCCAUUACGGCUUCAACAGAACGGGAUUUUUCCUCGUCUGUUACCUUGUUGAGCGAUGCGGCUAUACCCCGGAGGCGGCUAUUGAGCAUUUUGCUAAGAGCAGGCCCAAGGGCAUCAAGCAUGCUCAUUUCAAGGACCGGCUCUAUGUCCGGUACUCUGGUUUGA
Molecule: messenger RNA, 1839 nt
Organism: Sordaria macrospora k-hell
Lineage: Eukaryota; Fungi; Ascomycota; Sordariomycetes; Sordariales; Sordariaceae
Biological process (GO): dephosphorylation; 7-methylguanosine mRNA capping
Molecular function (GO): mRNA guanylyltransferase activity
Source: RefSeq, a predicted model, not a curated record